ACCAGCACCCCGCCCAGAGCAGUGCCUGCCCAAAUCCUCACAGGCGGCUCAUCAACGCGAUUGCCACUCCGGGUGGAGCCCGGACCUGUGAGCCUGGGUGUCCCUGGGUCCGUCUGCCCGGCCAUCUGCUGGUGGUGCCUCUGCCUCCUGCCGCUUCCCCCCACUGAGCCCCACCUUGCAGAAGUGCAGCCCGCCCGCCCGCCAGCCGCACAGCCCGGAGCUCAGCAUGUGUCCCCCCGGCUUCGGGCACUUCUUGCUGCUGGCCUCUUCCCUGCUCCUCGCAGGGCUGUCAGCUGUUCCUCAGAGCUUCUCGCCAUCUCUGAGAAGCUCGUCGGGCGCCCCCUGCAGGCUGUCCCGGGCCGAGUCGGAGCGCCGGUGCCGAGCACCUGGGCAGCCCCCAGGGGGCGCCCUGUGUCACGGCCGGGGCCGGUGUGAGUGCGGCGUCUGCAUCUGUCACGUGACCGAGCCGGGCACCUACUUUGGGCCGCUGUGUGAGUGCCACGAGUGGGUGUGCGAGACCUACGACGGGAGCACCUGCGCAGGCCAUGGUACCUGUGACUGCGGGAAGUGCAGAUGUGAUGCGGGGUGGUCUGGGGAUGCUUGCCAGUACCCAACCAACUGUAACCUGACAAGGAAAAAAAGCAACCAAAUGUGCAAGAAUUCUCAAGAUGUCAUCUGCUCCAAUGCAGGUACAUGUCACUGUGGCAGGUGUAAAUGUGACGAUUCGGAUGGAAAUGGCCUUGUUUAUGGUAAAUUCUGUGAGUGUGAUGACAGAGAAUGCAUAGAUGAUGAAACAGAAGAGAUAUGUGGAGGCCAUGGGAAGUGUUACUGUGGAAACUGUUACUGCGAGGCUGGUUGGCAUGGAGACAAAUGCGAAUUCCAGUGCGACAUCCCCCCCUGGGAAAGCAAGCGAAGAUGCACAGCUCCUGAUGGCAGAGUGUGCAGUAACAGAGGGACUUGCGUGUGUGGUGAAUGUUCUUGCCACGAUGUCGAUCCAACUGGGGACUGGGGAGACAUUCACGGGGACACCUGUGAGUGUGACGAAAGGGACUGCAGAGCUGUCUACGACCGGUAUUCCGAUGACUUCUGUUCAGGUCAUGGACAGUGUAACUGUGGGAGAUGUGACUGCAAAGCAGGCUGGUAUGGGAAGAAGUGUGAGCACCCACGUUCCUGCCUGCUGUCUGCUGAGGAGAGCAUCAGGAAGUGUCAGGGAGGCGCUGAGCUGCCCUGCUCUGGAAGGGGCAAAUGUGAAUGUGGCAAAUGCACGUGCUACCCACCAGGAGAUCUCAGGGUGUAUGGCAAGACCUGCGAGUGUGACGAUCGCCGCUGUGAGGACCUGGACGGUGUGGUCUGUGGAGGCCAUGGCACAUGCUCCUGUGGUCACUGUGUCUGUGAGAGAGGAUGGUUUGGCAUGCUCUGCCAACAUCCGCGGAAAUGUAACAUGACAGAAGAACAAAGCAGGAGUCUGUGUGAAUCAGCAGAUGGCAUAUUGUGCUCCGGGAAGGGUUCUUGCCAUUGUGGAAAGUGCAUCUGUUCUGCUGAAGAAUGGUACGUUUCAGGGGAACUUUGCGACUGUGAUGACAGAGACUGCGACAAACAUGACGGUCUCAUUUGUACAGGGAAUGGAAUAUGUAGCUGUGGAAACUGUGAAUGCUGGGAUGGAUGGAAUGGGAAUGCGUGUGAAAUCUGGCUUGGCACAGAAUAUCCUUGACAACUCCAUAAGCAAAGACUGGAUUCUUAUUUUUCUAGGCAAUUAGAAUGCCUAACGCAAAGGAAGUCAUGUAUAAUCACCACUAGGACAGAUUAAACACACUAUUGUAUGUUUUUCUAUUUCUGACCGCCUGAAUGAAAUCUGGGUACCCAUUAAAAAUGCGUUAAACCAACUCUGAUAUAAAAAACACUGAAAGAAUUUUUCUUUCACCAGUGGUUCUCAGCAUGGGAACUUUUGCCACCCAGAAGGCAUUUGGCAAUGUCUAUGGAGAAUUAUGAUGGUCAAUUUGGG
This is a messenger RNA of Marmota flaviventris (yellow-bellied marmot), 2002 nucleotides long. It is a transcript of the gene Itgbl1, whose product is annotated as integrin subunit beta like 1. Gene Ontology annotation, molecular function: integrin binding. NCBI's taxonomy places the organism in Eukaryota, Metazoa, Chordata, Mammalia, Rodentia, Sciuridae. Gene Ontology annotation, cellular component: focal adhesion; integrin complex; cell surface. The record is from RefSeq and is a predicted model, not a curated record. Gene Ontology annotation, biological process: cell-matrix adhesion; cell-cell adhesion; integrin-mediated signaling pathway.